UUCUUUUUAAUAUUUUGUCGCAUUAUGUCACUCUCAGUAGUAGAAGCCAAACUUGAAGCCGAAUCAAAAGCUUUCCAAGAAUUACAAAAGGAGUUGACAAAAGCCAUUGAAUCAAGACAACGAUUAGACUCACAACAACAAGAAAAUGAACAAGUACGCAAGGAAUUUGAACAUUUAGAAGAUGAAGCCAAUAUUUACAAACUCAUUGGUCCUGUGUUAGUUAAACAAGAAAAAUCGGAAGCUUCAUCCAAUGUCAAAAAUCGUCUUGAUCUGAUCUCUAGUGAAAUUAAACGGGUAGAAGGUCAACUAAAAGAACUGACUGAAAAAUCAGAGAAGAAGAAGGCAGAUAUCACGCAAUUACAAAUGCAAUACCAACAACUUCGAUCUGCACAGCAAUAAUUAUAUCGUAUUCCCUGAAAUAAAAUAAUCUUUUUUUUUUUAAUGGUCGAA
Messenger RNA from Halteromyces radiatus, 450 nucleotides. RefSeq names its product Prefoldin. The transcript is spliced from 5 exons. Lineage: Eukaryota; Fungi; Mucoromycota; Mucoromycetes; Mucorales; Cunninghamellaceae. Gene Ontology annotation, molecular function: protein-folding chaperone binding. Gene Ontology annotation, cellular component: prefoldin complex; cytoplasm. The record is from RefSeq and is a predicted model, not a curated record. Gene Ontology annotation, biological process: protein folding; chaperone-mediated protein complex assembly. Bases 25 to 399 code for a protein of 124 amino acids.